GGAUUUAUGUAUGUGUAUGCAUAUAAAAUAAUAAAAAUAUACACCCUGUAAUACUACACAUGUUGAUAUAGAUAUAUGACAUACUUACACAUGCUGAGUAUAUAUACAUGCAUGCAAACAUAUAUACUCACAUUCAUAUACUCGCAUUCAAACAAGUUAUAGACAGACAGACAGACGGAUAAUCAGAGUGACACCCAGACACACCGACAGAAUAUUUGUUGAAAUUUUAACUGCCACCUUAACAAUUUUUUUUUUUUUUAGUUAUUUCUUUAUUUAAUUAACAAAAACGAGAACUAAAAAUAAGAAACGGAAAAGGAAAAAAAAAAAUGAAAUGGCGAACAAGCAAAAGGCCAGAAGACACAAAUGUCCGCGGUGAAAAAAAAGUUUAAAUAACUACAAAAGCUAAUAUAUGUAUAUGUAUAUAUAUAUAUAUAUAAAGGAAAAAAAGAAAAUAGUGUGUGAGUGAGAUAAAGAGCGAGCGUGAGAGAGUGAGUGAGAGAGAGAGAGAGAGAGUGAGAGAGAGGAGAAGCAGUGUAAAUUGAAAAUUCUCUCCGAGAUCGUGGCGGUUCUUUCGUUAUACAAGCCAAAUCUAAGUGAUGUCCUUUUCAAAGACGUAAUCCAACUUCAAAGUGUCAUGCAAUCAAUAAGAAAUAUUCUCUUGCUAUUUCACCCGAAAGAGAAAUGGGUGGAAGUCUAACAUCGCCCUUUAUCGGAUCAGCAUGUGUCUCUAUUCUCCUUGUGGUUCUGGUUUUAAACAUUGGCGAGUGUGUGGUUUACAUGCGUACGUUAAGUGACCGGGUUGUGACCACACGUUACGGAACGGUCCGAGGUGUGAUGGUGGAAUUCCCUAACCGUCAUCUCAAACCAGUCGAUGCGUAUUUAGGAUUGCCGUACGCCUCUUUGCUUAGAGGCAACCUUCGAUUCAUGCCUCCCACCAGUCCAAUGGAAAAAUGGACCGGUACCAGAGUGGUUCUUGAUAUGAGUCCCGUGUGCCCACAGAAAGUUCCCGAUCUCAACGACUUAAAAGGAAAAGUACCUGAGAGCCGUUAUGAGCACUACAAAAGGAUAGCACCUUUACUUUCAAAACAACUUGAAGAUUGUUUAAGCCUUAAUCUCUAUGUUCCCAGACAAGAAUGGAACAACACGAACCCUAUGCCCGUAAUGGUAUUUAUCCAUGGUGAGUCGUACGAUUCCGGAAGCGGAAACGUCUACGACGGAAGUGUAUUGGCUAGCUUUGGCGAAGUCAUUGUUGUAACUGUUAACUACCGGCUUGGAGUGCUGGGUUUCUUGAGCACGGGGGAUGGUACUGCCUCUGGUAACUACGCCACACUUGAUCAAAUCGCAGCGUUACAUUGGCUGAAGGAAAACAUUGAGAGCUUCAACGGCGACAAGCAGAGGGUGACGCUGUUCGGACAUGGUCAUGGGGCGGCGUUGGUGAAUCUCUUGUUAGUUUCACCUGUUACGAAAGUCCUCAGUACCCAAUCCCGUAGAGAAAAUUCUGAGCUUGAAGAUGGGACAUUAUUUCAACGUGCAAUACUCCAAAGUGGAUCAGCAUUAAGCUCUUGGUCUGUUGCCAACGAUCCAAUUGGCUGCACACACCAGCUUGCCUUGAGCGUCAACUGUUCCAUCGACGAUUCACAAGACCUCAUUAAAUGUCUACGAAAUAAAUCAUUCUCAGACUUAGUAAAAAACGCGCCGAAACCACCAAAAUAUUUUUCCUGUUUCGCACCCGUCAUCGAUGGUAAAAACAUCAUACCAAAGUCCGUGGAAGAGUUAAUUAAAAAACCAGUCUCAAUGUUUUCCAACGCAGAUCUAAUGUUCGGGAUCACUAAAAAUGAAGCAUAUUCUUACUUCGAUCAGGAGGACGUGGAAAAUGGAAUCUCCGAAGAAAAAAAGGAGAAAAUGCUACGUACUUAUGUACACAACAGGUUCCAGUUUCACAGACAAAAAGUAUAUGAAAUACUUGACCAUCACUAUGCCGAGUGGAGUAAGAAGACAACUCCAAAAAACCGCCGGGAUAGUCUUUUAGAACUACUCAGUGAUGGUCAAUAUAUUGCACCGUUACUAAAAGUGGGACAGCUGCAUGCUAAAACUGGCAAUACAUACUUUUAUUAUUUCACAUAUACGUCACAGUCUGACGAAAAAGGCAAAUUGUCUGGGGGAGAUGAGCUUCCGUAUAUUUUCGGGGCUCCCUUAGUUGACGGCAUACAACCUUUUAGCACGUCAUCGUAUUCGAAGUCAGAACGAAUGCUAAGUGAAGCAGUGAUGCGUUACUGGACGAAUUUUGCAAAAUCUGGAGAUCCCAAUAAACCUGUAAAACAAGAAUCGGUUCAUGGCGGAAGAGUGAUUAAUCGUUUCAUGGACCUCAAUUGGCCAAAAUACGAAGAGGAGGAGCAGAAGUAUAUACAUAUUGGAAGGCGUCCAAAUGUGAAAGAAUAUUACCGGGGACAAAAAAUUUCUGUGUGGUUAGAAUUACUUCCGAAAAUUCACAAACCAGAUAACUGCAGUCCAGAACAUCAUCGCUUAGACAACUCAAAUAACAUGAGUACAUACGAUGAGCCGGAUAGGCUUUUUCACUUUACGGAUGUCUUCCCUUCUCCUCCUCCUGUCCCUCCCAUUACCCCUCCACCCAAAUCGCAUUCUCCUUCUACAAAUGGUGGUCCAUCAACACCGUCAGCGAAUGGGUACAAUGUUGAGUACGCAAACGAUCUCUCAACUGGGACUACCCCAGAUUACGCGAUGGACGAUCGACGAACUACAACGGGUACAAACUCACAGAGAGAUUCUUCUUCGGCUGUUAAAGAAGGAGAAAGCAUCGUUCCUCUCAGCAUCACUGUGGCUGUCGGCUGCUCAUUACUCUUCCUCAACAUACUCAUAUUUGCUGGUGUUUAUUAUCAGCGAGAACGUAUGAAAAAAUCUAGACGAGAAAAAGACGAUAUGGACGAGAUCAAAUUAUCAAGGAAGAUUGAGAAGGAGUCGAACAAAAUCGGUGGUGUGUCUGGAGUCGGAAGUAUGGGUGGAGGAAUGGGUGGAAGUAGUAUAGGAGGCCCUGAAACCGUUAGUUUAAUGUCAACACCCCCGACGCAAUCAUCACCUACUAGGCAGGCUCAACAUAAUAAUCCAUCAAAUAAUUCUAGUAAACAAAAUCCUAGCAAAAUACCCGCUUCGCAAGCGUAUUCAUAUAGCGCAUUGCCAACAACGUCUUCAUCACCUUUGCACAGGGCAUCAAAUACUCCAUCUUCCACACUUGACCAUCCUACGAAAGGAAGUUCGCCAUCUCGAAAGGUCAUACCGAAUGCUAUAAAAUCUAAAGAUUCCAUGGAAUCAGGCAAGAAAUCACAUCGAUCAUCGGGUAUUGACCAGGCAAAUAAUGCUAUUACGAUAGUGUGAGUGCUGCAUUUAUUUUUAAAGAAAGACAUAACAAAAAAAAACAUCUAUAAACAAUCAAGAAAGAUUUACCAAUUAUUUCACAAAACAAUUAUAACCAUUUAUAUGUGUGAAUAGGUUAACAAAAAUGUAUUUGGGCAGUUAAUGUAUUUAUAAAGCACACCAUAAUAUGUCAUUCGGGCUGGAGACAUGUGGUUUCUUAAGUGGAAUCAACGUGCUGGAUACAUUUCCUUACGAUAUAUAAGAACUGGAUUCAAUUUUGAAAUAUCACAGAUGGAAAGUUGAUGAUGAUGUUGAUGAUGAUGAUGAUAAUGAUGAUGAUGAUGGUGAUUAAUGUUUAAUAAUAACAACAAUACUAUUCAUAAUAAUAAUGAUAAUGGUGAUGAGGAAAAUGACGAUGACGACGAUGAUGAUGAUGAUAUUGAUGAUGAGAUAUGAAAAUGAUAAUGAUGUUGAUGAUGAUGAUAUUAAUGAAUAUAAGGUUAUAAAGGUAAAGGAGAAAGGGUUUGACAGAUAAAAGAUAAUGUCGGAGGAAGUGUUGAAAGUCAUGAUGAUGAUGAUGAUGAUGAUGAUAAAUACAAUGACAAUAAUAAUAAAAAAAACAAUAAUAAAAUAAUGCUGAUCGAUUAAUGUCCUUUACUGACGAAAACAAAAUUAAGGUUUAAACGAAAUUUUGAUGGAAAUUUUACAAUGCCUUAUGAAAUGAGAAAGCGAAGAAAUAAGCAGAAUAUAUCUGUGGCAAGAGUCACGCAGAAAAUAAAUUUGGA
Messenger RNA from Octopus sinensis (East Asian common octopus), 4154 nucleotides. Its product is annotated as neuroligin-4, X-linked-like. NCBI's taxonomy places the organism in Eukaryota, Metazoa, Mollusca, Cephalopoda, Octopoda, Octopodidae. Gene Ontology annotation, biological process: presynaptic membrane assembly; synaptic vesicle endocytosis; postsynaptic membrane assembly. The coding region runs from base 682 to 3390 and encodes 902 amino acids. Gene Ontology annotation, molecular function: signaling receptor activity; neurexin family protein binding. Gene Ontology annotation, cellular component: postsynaptic membrane; cell surface; synapse. The transcript has 7 exons. The record is from RefSeq and is a predicted model, not a curated record.